UCUAACUUAACCGAAUUAACAGAUAAAUUAUAAUAUUUUAAUCACGUAAUAAACUUAUUAGUUAUCAACGUAUUUACACAUUAAUUUAAUGCAAUAAUAUAAUGUUAUAUUUUUUAUAAUGCACCCUUGUUUGUCAAAUGAAUCGCAGACAUUAGACCCUUGGCCUAAACUAACAUCAGAUUCCAUUGAUUUUCAGUUUGAAAAUAAUUUUACUCCUAGCCAACAGUCUUUCCAACCAUUGCCUGACAGAGAAGAAUACUUACAUCGUUUGGGUGAGUGCAUAUUAUUACAUAAUAGGUGGUAAUGUUAGGUAAUCACUAGAUGGGAUUACCACAGUAAUGUAAGUAUGAGUAUGUUAUUUGAUACUGUUUUUAUUUAUUAGAACAAAAACUGAACAAGCUGAAGAACAAUUCUCAGUCUGACAGUACAAAACGCCAUCAAAUCAUUGAUCAACUAUGUGAAGCUCGCAAAACAUGUUUAGAGCAUUUAGUGAAUUCAAAUAAUAUAGUUUUUGAAAAUGAGGAGCCAGCCAUUCAACCUUUAGGAUUGUCUGCGUGGAUCAAUCCAGAACAACCUUUAACUGCAACUGAAACCCAGCGAUUAAUAGAACAAAAUACACAAGAUGAAUGAGUUUUGGAAUCGUCGCACCUGUGUUAUUUUAACUGGUGCUAGUAAAGGUAUAGGACAAGGUUUAGCUGUAGAAAUAAGCAGACUUUUAGUCCCAGAAUCUAGUAUUCUGCUUAUCGCUAGAGAUACAAAUGGUCUAGAAAAAACAAAAGAACUGGUGAAUAAAGAAAAUAGAGAUAUUUUUGUAGAGGUAUGUAAAAAAAUAAAUAUUCUUCUUUACUUAUUAAUACAAAUCUUUUAUGUUACAGUACUACAGCGUUGAUUUAUAUAACUCUAAUGCAACUAUGUUUGAAAAAAUUGUUGAGCCUAUUGACUCCUCAAAGUAUGAAUUAUUUGUAUUAAUUCAUAAUGCUGGAUCAGUCGGUAAUUUAGAUCAUUUAACGGUUGAUAUGAAUGAUCCUGAUGAAUGGAAUAAGUAAGUACAAUAUUAUAAUUGUUAUUCAAAUUGUGUAUUUGAUCCGCAUCCCAAUUUUUAUAACUUAAUUUUAAAAUAUAUUUAUUAUUGAUUUAAAAUCAAAAUAAUAAAGUUAGUACUUAUGCAUGUUAGAUUAAAGUACCUAGUUGAUAAGUAGGUAAUAAAAACCUUUGUAAUUAUUUUUCAGACCAAAUUUUAUAUAAUUUUCAAUAAUCAAUAUAUUCAAAAGAAUAGACAAUUAUUAAUGAACCUUGUCUAUUGUUUGUAUUGUUCACAUUCCAAAAUUAAUAUUUUUUUUACAAAUAUGUUAAAUAAUUAAUAUUAUUCUAAAAUAAGUGUAAUCAAUUUUGAAAGUUGAACUUUAGACAUCAUUAUAAUUGUUUUACCACAUAAACUUUUAAUAAAUCAAUUUCGGUUGUUAAACAUAUUGGUUAAAAAUUCAAAUUAACUAGUAUAUCUAAAAAUAUUAAUUUUUUCAUUCGCAUAAUUUUGUAUUGGUAUAUAUUGUGUACUUAUUUUUAAAAAGGGAAUCUAUAAAAACUUAAUUUUGUUAAUAUUUUUACCAUUUUGAAAAAUCCAAUUAUUUGUAUAUAAUUAUAAUAACUAAUCAAUUGUUUUUAAGUUUUUUUUAUUAUUUUUUUUUCAAGGUAUAUGUCGUUAAAUUUAUACUCUGUAACCUGUUUAACGAGUGUAUUUUUAUCAAAAUUCAAUUCAAUUACAGCUGAGAAAUGUAUUGUCAAUAUUACUUCAUUAUUAGGAAUUGAACCCUUUAAAUCGGUCGGUUAUUAUUGUGUUGGAAAAGCAAGUCGAGAAAUGUACUUUCGUGUACUUGCUUUAGAAAAUCCAACAUUGAAUGUUCUUAGUUAUUCUCCAGGUAAACAUUUUUAUAAUAACUUUAUUUCUGAUUAAAUUAUUAUUUUGUUUUAUUUUUAGGUCCAGUGUUAACAGAUAUGUAUACAAACAUUAGUUUGAAUUCAAAAGAUGAAGUUAUACGUGAACAGUUUACAAGUGGACUACAAAAACAAUCUAUUGUGAAAGUUGAGGAUACUUGCCAAAAGCUAGUUAACACUUUAGCCAUGAGAAGCUAUAAAAGUGGCGGUAGAGUUGAUUAUUAUGAUCAUUAAUUAAAUUAUAUUAUCUAAAACAACUAUAGAAUUAAUUAUUUUAUAUAUUAUUAUAUUAUGAUAUUUUUUAAAAUUGAGUCGAAUAGAGUAAUUGUAUUCAAAUGUAAACAAGUUAAAUGUUCGACUCCGUUUUAAACUUAUUUAUUCUAUAGUUUUAAGUACUAAUACUUUUGAGUAACUGUAUAACAAAAAGAAAUAUUUAUUUAUUUUUAUUUUGUUCGAAAAUUUUUUUUCUAAUUUUUGUUAUUUUAAGUACUAAUUAUUGUAAGCUUUAGGCCUCUGUAUGUGAAGGCUAUCUCAUAUUUGUAUAAAGAACACCGGUAAUAAUAAUAUGCAACAGAUCAUAAGAUACUGGUCUAUUCCAGUGGAUCCCAACUUGUGGUACGCAAAAAGCUUAAAAACUACUAAUAAAUGAAUUAAUAA
This is a messenger RNA of Cinara cedri, 2589 nucleotides long. Lineage: Eukaryota; Metazoa; Arthropoda; Insecta; Hemiptera; Aphididae. The record is from the annotation of a GenBank genome assembly.